Molecule: messenger RNA, 773 nt
Organism: Ipomoea triloba (trilobed morning glory)
Lineage: Eukaryota; Viridiplantae; Streptophyta; Magnoliopsida; Solanales; Convolvulaceae
Exons: 1
Coding region: 164-664 (166 amino acids)
Source: RefSeq, a predicted model, not a curated record
ACUCUCCAAGCUUUUCCAGCCUAUCUCCCCACAUGUAACCCUAAUUUCUCUGCACUUUUUAACCCAAUAAAAUGCCCAACCAAAUCCCACACUCUAUCCAAGAACUCAAAACCCCCAAUACCCAAAAAAGUUUGGGGAAUUUUGAGCUCUCUACCAAACAAAAAUGCCCAAGAAAAGGCCCUCCCAAUACUCACCAAUCAUGCAGAAAGUUGCAGGUCUGCUAAACAUGUCCAUUUUCCUGGCCAAGAUGAGGACACCCAUCAUUGCAAGACUCAAACUUUCCUUGAAAAAUUCAAGGAAAAUCAAGAGGAUAAAGCUCCACAGGCAUUACAACUAUGGGUACAUUCAAGAAUAUGAGUAUUCGCCUUCAAACACGCCACUCAUUCAGCUCAAUUAUUACCACAGGAUGUCACUAAAGAAGCAGGACCCCAUGUUCUUCAUCUCAAGGUGUUUGGGGGGGCUGAUGAGAGGGGAAAAGGAAGACGAAAACCGCCCGGUUUUCGACUCGGGAUUGGAGGCAUUGCCUGCUCCCAGUGGGGAUGAAGAUAAUAACUCCAUUGAUGAGAGGGCAGAGGAGUUCAUUGAGAGGUUUUAUGAGGAGAUGAGAUUGCAGAGACAAGAAUCACUUAUGAAGAAGCAGUUUGAUGCAAUGGUGGAUGCUUGAAUUGAUUCAUUGUGAUGACAAAAAUUUGUUUUUUCUUGAUUUUUGUUCCAUGUUUUUACCCUGCACAGGUUUGGCAAUUAAGGUUUAUUAAGUCAAUUGUUGUUUCAAA